GCAGCCUGCCUUCACGAUUAUACGAGAUUGCAAAUCAAAAUGUAUCCUGCUAUUGAUCCGUGGCACUCAUAGCAUUAAAGAUACAUUGACAGCAGCAACUGGUGCAGUGGUCCCUUUCCAUCAUUCAGUUUUGCAUGAUGGUGGGCUAAGUAACUUAGUUUUAGGUUAUGCACAUUGUGGAAUGGUUGCUGCAGCUCGAUGGAUUGCUAAACUUAGUGUUCCUUGCCUCCUCAAGGCCCUUGAUGAGAAUCCUAGUUUCAAGGUUCAGAUCGUAGGUCAUUCUCUUGGGGGUGGGACGGCUUCACUUCUAACAUAUAUUCUGCGGGAGCAAAAAGAGUUUGCCUCGGCUACUUGCUUCACUUUUGCACCAGCUGCUUGUAUGACUUGGGAUUUAGCAGAAUCAGGCAAGCACUUCAUUACUACUAUUAUCAAUGGAUCUGAUCUAGUCCCAACAUUCUCUGCUGCUUCAGUCGAUGACCUUCGUUCUGAGGUAACCUCGUCCUCAUGGUCAAAUGACCUGCGUGAUCAGGUUGAACACACUAGGGUCCUUAGUGUUGUUUAUCGGUCUGCAACUGCUAUAGGAUCUCGUUUGCCCUCUAUAGCUAGUGCAAAAGCAAAAGUGGCUGGUGCUGGGGCGAUUUUGCGGCCUGUCUCAAGCGGCACUCAGGUUAUGCUAAAGCGUGCCCAAGAUGUAGCGCAUGCUGUUGUGCAGACCCGUUCAACUCUCUCAUCAUGGUCUUGCAUAGGACCACGCCGUAGAGCUAUUAGCUCCCAACUUAACUCUAAAGUCACAGACUUGCCGGAAGCAUCCGCUCUUAUACCCGAAAGAAGAAGCACUGAGGCUUUACUGGCUGAAACCGUAGUGAUAGAUCGUAAAGGUCACAAGAAAACAGACCAUUGUUCUUCAUCAAGCAGCAGCGAAUCAGAACGUGAGGAUGCAGAAGAAGAAGAUGAAGAAGAAGAAGAGCCAUUGAUUUCAAUCGACCAAGUCAUUGCUGAAACAUCUUCAAUAGAAGAAGACGUGACAGAAGGCGAGCUAUGGGAUGAACUGGACAAAGAGUUGACUCGACAGGAGAACGAAAGAGACAGUGAAGCCAUGGAGGAAGAAGCAGCAGCAGCAAAGGAGAUAACAGAGGAAGAGACUGUAAUUACGGGCGGGGGAGAUUCCUCCACAGGACAGAACCAGAGUCCAGUUUCAGCAUCUUCAGUGGACUUGUUAGAGGACCAACGGUUUUACCCGCCAGGUAAGAUAAUGCACAUAGUGUCAGUGACUGAGACAGAGUCUGAAACAGAACGUGAUGAAGUGAUGGUGGUGGGAACGACGACGACAGUGGAGCGUGUAAGGUUAUAUGAGACGCCAAGAGAACUGUAUAGAAAGAUUAGGCUAUCGAGAACAAUGAUAAAUGAUCAUUAUAUGCCAAUGUAUAAAAAGAUGAUGGAACUCUUAAUUACUGAGCUCGAGUGUGAUCCACACUCUUCAUGAGCUUCCCCUCACCUCAUCAAGUCAACUGUACAUUAUAAAUAUUUUAUACACAGAGUUUACAUUGUUUU
Camelina sativa (false flax) is the source of this 1551-nucleotide messenger RNA. RefSeq lists its product as uncharacterized. NCBI's taxonomy places the organism in Eukaryota, Viridiplantae, Streptophyta, Magnoliopsida, Brassicales, Brassicaceae. Gene Ontology annotation, biological process: lipid catabolic process. The record is from RefSeq and is a predicted model, not a curated record.